Molecule: messenger RNA, 2070 nt
Organism: Oryza brachyantha (malo sina)
Lineage: Eukaryota; Viridiplantae; Streptophyta; Magnoliopsida; Poales; Poaceae
Exons: 4
Coding region: 300-1727 (475 amino acids)
Source: RefSeq, a predicted model, not a curated record
CGCGCCGCCUGCGAGGGGCCGCGAGUAUUCUAGAAUCCUUUGAGGCGCUCCUGCCACUCGCCAGCGUCGUGGACCGAGGGAUACGAGGAGAGGAGGAGAAGGAGGAGGAGGGGGGGCGGCGGAAUCCCGGAGGCGCACUGCCGCCGCGCGCGCGGUUCACGGGUGGCACGUGGGUGCUCCCCGGCGAAGGCGGUGACCGCCGCCCACUUGGCCACGCACGCCGCCACGGGAUACGCCCAUACAUAACGCACGCACCCGCAGGCGAUCGUGUCUUCUCUUUGAAGAGAUUGAGGGGGGCGAUGGAGCAGGAGGACGGGAGGAGGAAGAGGGAGGCGGCUGCGGCGGGGACGGCGGCGGGGGAGGGGCAGGUGGUGGUGCUGGAGUGCGUGGCGGGGAGCUCCAAGGCGGAGGAGUGGGGCGGCGGAGCGGGCGUGGUGCAGGAGGGGGACGUGGUGGAGGCGGUCCGGGUGGGGCGGGGCUCCGGCGCGGCGGUGCUGGAGGCGCCGUUCAAGGGCGGGCGGGCCGCGCUGCAGAAGGCGAUGCACUCGGCGUUCAAGCGCGGGGACACCUCCGUCGAGGUGCGCGUCCGGGGAGGAAGGGAGCUGCAGGCCUGCGUCUUGCCGCACCCCGGCGGGGGCGGCGCCCCCGCCGGCGGCGGAGGCGGAGGAGGGGGGAAGAAGCAGUACGUGCUGCGGUCCCUGCACGACCCCAACUACGUGCUCGGCUUCGUCGAUCGUCUCGAGAGCGAGUGCCUCUUGUUGCAAGGCACGAGGAGCACAAGAGUUGCAUCAGCCCUGAGCAGGGCACAACUCCAGGAUGGUUACGUUGCAUACCCAUGGGAGAAGAAGAUGCGUGACUCAUUGCGCAUGCCCAACUCCAGCAGCUACCUCUCGAUGCUCGUCCUCCCCAAAGCUGUGGACUUGAAUUCAUGUCGAUAUGAGUCCUUUGAGGACACCCUAGCCCGUGCCAACGCAUGGCUAUACUCCUCGCAGGUCUCAGGAGUCCCCAUCGAGUUCAUGAAUGUGCAGAGUGAGGCUCUUCUCACCAAGAUAUCUGGAGAGACAGCUUCUGCCACUGUCAACUCAGGUUCAUUGUCUGAUUUGUCGAAUGUCACGAAUGCGACCCUCUAUGGUUUUGAGGAUUACCAUGGUGUGGACAUUGGGGUGGUGAAGGCAGCCCGGCUUUGGUACUGCUCCAUAGCAGGAGAAAUGCCGCUGGAGAUUCCACUUGAAGAAGGUGACACGAGACUAGGAUUUGCCAUCAGCCGUACAGAAGAGGGUUUUAUCUUCAUAUCUUCAGUGGUUGACAAUGACAAGGACAAUGAGGCACCAUCGACGCGGUCAGGGCUCCGUGAUCUGUUUAACCAGGCAAAAGAGGCAUCAAAACUGCUAGUCAUCUCAAGGGUGUCCAACGAGAAGGUCCUCCCCUGGAUGAUCGCCAGCUCUGGAGCGAUCCGUUGCUUCGACACCAUCUCCCUCAGCCAAAAGCUUUCCUUGCACCGCCUUGCGGUGCGCCCCAUCCAGCUCCACCUGCUCAUGUGGGAGAAGCCUAGUGAUCAUGUAGAAAGAAUUAUUCGCUCUCCGAAACUUCCCCCACAAUCUGAGCUACCUCAAGUACCCUGGAACCUAAUUGAGAGCCUUGAGCCUGGAGUAGACGCUGAAGAGGACUAUGUGGGGGAUUUGUCAUUUCGGCUUGAUGAUCUUUCUGUGGGGAGCAGCUGGGUGUGAUCUUUCAUGCUGCAGGCUUCUAAUGUGCAUAUGUAUGUCUUCAUUUUACAUAGUUUUCUUGGCAAUAUGCUCAGUUUUGUGCCAUUUUAAGUGUAGAUGCCUGUCUAGAAAUGUCCAGAACAUCACUAGGUUUCUGGAGACACCAGAAGAGAGGCUUUCAUAAGAUCUGAACAUUAUGUCGUGAUGCAAUGUUUUUGUUGAUCAUGACAUACCAUUGGAGGAAUACAUAAGCAUUUCAAUACUUGUCUAAGAAUUCUCCCACUUCUGGGCUUGUUAAAGUUACUUGCAAACAUAUUGAUCAACAUACAUUUCUGUACUUUGCACUGAUAAUAAAAUUUGUUAC